This is a messenger RNA of Mauremys reevesii (Reeves's turtle), 5863 nucleotides long. It is a transcript of the gene PLEKHH2, whose product is annotated as pleckstrin homology, MyTH4 and FERM domain containing H2. Gene Ontology annotation, molecular function: actin binding. The transcript is spliced from 31 exons. The record is from RefSeq and is a predicted model, not a curated record. Gene Ontology annotation, biological process: negative regulation of actin filament depolymerization. The coding region runs from base 424 to 4920 and encodes 1498 amino acids. Gene Ontology annotation, cellular component: cytoskeleton; cytoplasm. Lineage: Eukaryota; Metazoa; Chordata; Testudines; Geoemydidae.
ACCUUCCCUCCCAGCCGUGCCCUGAAGCUGCCUCCCCUCUUCGCAGGCACGAGAGGGGACGGGUGGCCCCGCCCGCCAGCCUGCGGCCGGGCAGCCUCUGGCUCCUCAGUGGCCGGCGCGGCUGCCGCUCAGGCCCCUCGCUGCCCGCCGCGGGGAUCGUGGGACGGGCGCGGGGGAGGCGGUUAGAGCCGCGGCGGCUUCGACCCUAACGGAGCCCGGAGCUGGGAGACAAGAGACGGGACCCGGCGCGGGACCGGCCUCCUGCUCGGCGGCCCGCCGGAGCCCUGCCAGGGUCUACCAGCCCAGGUGCCAACUGUGUGAUUUGCCAGGGGAAGCGCCACUCCUGCUCCAUCCUAGGUCCUGCCCCCAUUCCACCCCUUCCCCCAACCUAAGGAACAGCAGCAUGAGAGGGAAGGCAUAAUUAUGGCAGAUUUUUCAGAGUCAGAAGGAGCUGGAAAUUGGAAAGAAAGAUGUGUAACUCUGGAGUCACAGCUGAUGAAAUUUCGUCUCCAGGCAAGCAAAAUCAGAGAGCUGUUAGCAGAGAAGAUGCAACAACUUGAAAGACAAGUUAUUGAUGCAGAUCGUCAAGCAGAGAGAGCUUUUCAGCAGGUGCAGAUUAUGGAAGAGAAAUUAAAAGCAGCUAAUGUUCAGACUAGCGAAUCGGAGACCAGGUUGUAUAAGAGGUGUCAAGAUCUGGAAACCCUGGUACAGGAGAAAGAUGACAUUAUACAAAACUUGGAGCAACAACUUGAAGAACAGAAGCAAAUCAGAAUACAAGAGGCAAAAAUCAUAGAAGAAAAAGCAGCUAAAAUAAAAGAAUGGGUGACAGUCAAGCUCCAUGAGUUAGAAGUAGAAAAUCAGAACCUUCGCUUGAUCAACCUAAACCAAAAUGAAGAGAUGAGAACAAUGCAGUCUAAACUGCAAGAAAUUAUGGGGAAGAAAUGUGUCCCUUCAACACACAAACCUGGGGAAGGCCAGCGACUAAGCAGUUUGACUUUUGGAUGCUUUUUGAACAGAGCAAGAAGUCCUCAGCAAGCUAUUAAAUUUGAUGAAAUAAGCAAAUCAUCAUGUAAAGAAUCAGAAUUAAGCGACGGUAAUAACAUAUUAGAGAAAAAAACCCAGCAAACAUCUCUUGCUGCUCUUGCACAUGACAGCAAUAAAGGUCAGAGGUCAUUACAGCAAAGCUCCUGUGGAUCAGAACAAAAUAAAAAUGCAAUAACAAGCUAUUCAUCAAAAGAUAUAGAUAGUAGUAUAUCAAAGAACUCAUGCAUUACAGGAAGUGACUGGAGCUCAGAUGAGGAUGAAGGAGGUAAUAAAAGACCAAAAUCCAGGCGUGCAUCUACCCUUUCAAGUCAGACAUCUGAAGAAAGCACAAGAUACAGCAGAAUUGGGAGUGAAAUGUAUUUGACAGCAUCUGACGAUAGUAGUUCUCUAUUUGAAGAGGAGAAUUUUGCGGUUCAGCGAUCCGAGCACAAAAAGCUAUAUUCCUGGCAGCAAGGAUCUCAGCGGAAAAGUCAGAACAAUCUACUUGGAAAGAGCAGUUCUGAGGCCUUAGGUAGAAAAGACCAAGAUAGCUCUUCAGAUGAACUGAAUAAGAAAUUUCAGUCUCAGAGAUUAGAUUAUUCAUCCUCAUCCAGCGAAGCAAAUACCCCAAGUCCAAUUUUAACCCCUGCUCUCAUACCUAAGCAUCCAGUUGUGACAUCUUCAACAGAGUCUCAGUGUGCAACGCAAUCAAAUUCUCCAUCAAAUUUGCCAACUCCAAAGUUGCGGACUCCCAGUGUUUUUAGUAUAAGUGUAGCAUUGGCAAAAAAGCACUUAAGCCAACCCCAGCUGAGUUCUGACAGAAUGUUUGAUGGAAAUAGAAAUGCUAUAAGCAUGAUACGGCCCUUGAGACCUCAGGAAACAGACAUCGACCUGCUGGAUGGGGAAAAUACUGACAUUUUAGAGAAAAUGGAGAUUGAUUAUGAGGGAGCAUUUACCUAUGACUCUUUUGAGGCACAGAGUGCAGAAAACCAGGAGUCCGGUGAUAUAACAAGGAAGGCAAUUAGCAACAAACCCCCUACUCCUCCUCUGCAUCGAUUCCCCUCCUGGGAAAGCAGAAUUUAUGCUGUAGCCAAGUCAGGUUUACGAAUGUCUGAAGCUUUCAACAUGGACUCUUUUAACAAAAGUACUGCGGCUAUAGCGUCGUAUACCAUGUCUGGACUAUACACUUCUUUGAUAUACAAGAACAUGACCACUCCAGUCUACACAACUCUGAAAGGGAAAGCAACUCAAAUAAGCAACAGCCCGUUCUUAGAUGACUCUUCGGGAUCAGAGGAAGAAGAUAGCUCCCGAUCCAGCUCACGGACCUCAGAAUCAGACUCUCGAAGUAGAAGUGGCCCAGGUAGCCCCAGGGCCAUGAAACGAGGUGUGUCUUUGUCUUCUAUGACCUCAGAAAGCGACUAUGCUAUUCCCCCUGAUGCCUACUCAACAGAUACAGACUAUUCAGAGCCAGAGCAGAAACUCCCUAAAACCUGUUCCUCAUCUAGUGAUAGUGGAAAAAAUGAGCCAUUGGAAAAAUCUGGAUAUUUGUUAAAAAUGGGUGGCAAAGUAAAAACCUGGAAACGACGAUGGUUUGUGCUCAAAGGUGGUGAGUUACUGUACUACAAAUCUCCGAGUGAUGUAAUUCGAAAGCCACAAGGUCAAAUUGAGUUAAGCGUAUCCAGCCACAUUGUAAGAGGUGAUGGAAAACAAACAGUUCAGUUGAUCACAGAAAAACGAACAUACUACCUGACUGCAGAUUCUCCCAACAUCUUAGAAGAGUGGAUCAAAGUACUACAGAAUGUUCUUAAAGUGCAGGCUGCUAGUCCACUUUUCAUACAGCCUGAUGUGAAGCCAGCCAUGAAAGGAUUGCUGACCAAGGUGAAACAUGGAUAUUCCAAAAGAGUGUGGUGUACUCUGGUUGGAAAAACUCUUUACUAUUUCCGUAGUCAAGAAGAUAAGUUUCCUCUGGGUCAAAUCAAGCUUUGGGAAGCUAAAGUUGAAGAAGUUGACAGGUCGUGUGAUUCAGAUGAAGAUUAUGAGGCCAGUGGUCGCAGUCUGUUAUCAACACAUUAUACCAUUGUUAUCCAUCCUAAAGAGCAAGGACCUACGUAUCUUCUUAUAGGAUCCAAACAUGAGAAGGACACUUGGCUUUAUCACUUGACAGUGGCUGCUGGGAGCACCAGUGUAAAUGUUGGAUCAGAAUUUGAACAGCUUGUUUGCAAACUGUUAAAUGUGGAAGGGGAGCACACCUCUCAAAUUUGGAGACACCCUACUCUUUGUCACAGCAAAGAAGGAAUUGCUUCCCCUCUUACAACACUGCCAUCAGAGGCCCUGCAAACUGAAGCAAUUAAAUUAUUUAAGACCUGCCAGUUGUUUAUAAAUGCUGCAGUUGACUCUCCUGCCAUUGAUUACCAUGUAUCUUUGGCCCAGAGUGCUUUGCAGAUCUGCCUCACACAUCAGGAGCUUCAAAAUGAGAUCUGCUGCCAGCUCAUUAAGCAGACAAGACGACGACAUCCACAGAACCAGGCAGGACCAAUACAGGGUUUGCAGCUGUUAGCUCUCUCUGUUGGACUAUUUCUUCCUCAACACCCAUUCCUUUGGCUCCUCAAACUUCACUUAAAGAAGAAUGCCGAUUCCAGAACUGAAUUUGGGAAAUAUGCAAUUUACUGUCAGCGAUGUGUUGAGAGAACCCAGCAGAAUGGGGACCGAGAAGCAAGGCCAUCAAGGAUGGAAAUCCUUUCAACCCUUCUAAGAAAUCCCUACCACCACUCAUUGCCAUUCAGUAUUCCAGUUCAUUUCAUGAAUGGUAUAUACCAGGUUGUUGGAUUUGAUGCCUCCACCACGGUGGAAGAAUUUCUGAACACCCUUAACCAAGACACAGGAAUGAGAAAACCAGUGCAGUCAGGAUUUGCAUUAUUUACUGAUGAUCCUUCUGGCAAGGAUAUAGAGCACUGUCUUCAAGGAAACAUCAAGAUCUGUGACAUUAUUUCUAAAUGGGAGCAGGCCUCCAAAGAACAGCAUCCUGGGAAAUGUGAAGGAACAAGAACUGUGCGUCUUACAUAUAAAAACAGGCUUUAUUUCUCAGGUCAAGUCCGUGGGGAGACAGACAAGGAAAAGCUGCUGUUAAUGUACCAGACAAAUGAUCAGAUAGUAAAUGGCCUUUUUCCUGUCAACAAAGAACUGGCACUGGAAAUGGCAGUUCUUUUAGCUCAGGUGGAGAUUGGGGACUUCGAAAGACCUUUCUCAACUCCAGCAGGGCAAGUUACUUCUCCCUCCAAGUCCAAUCAGACAUUGAAACAUGUAGUGGAGAGAUUUUACCCAAAGAGGUAUAGGCAUGGCUGUUCAGAAGAACAGUUAAGACAGCUUCGUCAGCGAUUAUCAACUAGAUGGAUGGCUCUCCGGGGGCACAGUGCUGCAGAUUGUGUGCGCAUUUAUCUCACAGUAGCCAGAAAGUGGUCAUUCUUUGGUGCUAAAAUGUUUGCGGCAAAACCUUUAACAACAUCCACAUUUGAGAGUUCCUAUGUAUGGCUUGUUGUACAUGAAGAUGGCAUAAGCAUUCUAGAAUACAGCUUUCUGCGAUUAAUAGUUACAUAUGUACACAAAAGUCUGAUGACCUUUGGAGGCUACCAAGAUGCCUUUAUGCUGGUAGUUAACAAUGCUCAGUCAAAAGACAAGCCAAACGAAAAACUCCUUUUUGCCAUGGCAAAACCAAAGAUUCUUGAGAUCACUCUACUGAUUGCCAGCUAUAUUAACCACUUCCAUCAGCAAAAGGGGGCUGCUCAUCAUCUCUCUGCUCCAGCAUUACUCUCACCUCAAACAGGACAGAAAACCAAGGAAAUGGGGAGUCAGCCGCUUCUUUCAAACAGCAGACCAACCAAAGGUCCUACUUUGUUAUGAAAGGAACAGAUACCUGUGAAAAUGUAUGCUUUUGGUAUGCUUCCUAUAUUGACUGAACAUCUUUGGUUGUGCCAGAUAUACAUCAUAUGCUAGUUUGCAAUACAAGCCAAGAAAGGUGGACUGGUUUCCAUCCAUUUUAGUUAAAGAGGCCCGUUAAAACUCUGCAAACAAAUUGCAGGUGGGCGAUUACCCUAUCAGAUGAAGCUCACCCCAUUUCAGAACAUGGGUUCAAAAAUACUUCCGAAGAGGAUUAUUUUGUGGGUGGGAAGUUGGCCUUUGAAGUGAUUUCAGUAAGUGUCAGGGAUUUUAAAGACAUUUCCCCUGGGAGGACUGUGUCUUCACCUCUCCACCCUUAUUUUUCAAAUUAUGCAAGUUGCAUAACCUUGGUUAUGAGAAAGCAUUUUUGUUUAAGUGGGAAAACAGAUACAUGUACUUUCCACUCCUUCACGCCUUCUUGUCUGCAAUACAAGCACCCUGGGACAUAGUCUAAAGGGGACUUUUUAUGAAAGCCCUUUUUAAAAAAAGUAUUGGCAGCACAUCAUUGAUCAUACAUCUUAUAAUUUAUUAUAAAUGUCUUCUCUUAUACAACAGUUUACUUGUGUGAUCCGCAGCAAUGGGCUGGUAGUUUCUACACAAUUCUUCUUUUUGAUUUUCUAAAUCUAAAUUGGGCAUAUGUUGUAGAAAACAUAGUGGAUAUUUAAAAAAAAAAACAGUGGAUAUUCUUAGUUUGCCUGCUAGUUUUUUCCCUUCUUUAAAUAACAUAGUUGAGAAAUGAGUAAGUUAGAAUUCAAAUCACAAGCACAAUAUAAAAAGCACUUACAUGAAUAGGUACAUGUAAACUUGGAGACAGACUUCAUAAAAUGUGUGAUGUGUAUACUGUACAGUAGUAUUGCAUAGUAUUUUGUAAAUAUAAGCCUAAUACAAUAAAGUGUUCUACUUGUCA